Molecule: messenger RNA, 1015 nt
Organism: Radiomyces spectabilis
Lineage: Eukaryota; Fungi; Mucoromycota; Mucoromycetes; Mucorales; Radiomycetaceae
Exons: 6
Coding region: 139-936 (265 amino acids)
Cellular component (GO): mitochondrion; cytoplasm
Source: RefSeq, a predicted model, not a curated record
AAAAAAAAUUUGCUUUUGCGCGCCAUUUUUUUUUUUUGGAACGCAACGUCAUCGUUCUUUUUCAAUCCAGGUCGCUGAUUGGCCAACGAUCAUUUGCGCAAAACCCGAGUGAUUUGCCCACCUUAACUUUUCUGCUCAAUGACAAGCGCAUCCAGUCAAUCGCGACCUGUCAUUGCAGAGAAAAGGGAACUCCACUGGCUGGCAAAGCUCUUUGCGGGAGUUUAUUGCGAAAGCAAACAAAAGGAUGAGGAGACUUGGGCCGAUGUUUUUGUGAGAGAGUACUGGCGACCGGCUUUGUUGACUUUGGCCAUCGGGGUACCCGUGGGUUAUGUAUUUAUGACGGUAUUGGUUGGGAAACGAUAUCCUACGGCAGGACACAUUCCGCCGGAAGCGUUUGCCCGACAGGAAAUGAUUCGCGGCAAGGUCCUGAAAGUGGGCGACAGCGAUAAUUUUCGGCUUUAUCAUACGCCUGGAUGGGGAUGGGGCUGGCUCCGAAAAAUCCCCACUACACGAAAAGAAUUAAGGCAACAAACCAUCCCUAUUCGCAUAGCUGGUGUGGAUGCUCCCGAGGGAGCCCAUUUUGGUAUGCCGGCACAACCGUUGUCUGCUGAAGCCAAAAAAUUCUUAACGAAUCUGGUCCUCAAUCGCCACGUUCAAGUUCAGCUAUUGAGCCGGGAUCAGUAUCAACGUAUUGUGGCCAUGGCGUAUGUACGCAAGCCGCCCUUUUAUCGUUUAAAAAAUGUAUCCGAGGAAAUGCUCAAGGUGGGCCUUGCAAGUAUGUACGUAGCCAAAGGAGCACAGUACGGCGACGCUCAAGCACAAUUGGAGAAAGCGGAAGCCCGAGCAAAGCUCUUACGAAAAGGCAUUUGGGGAUUAAAGACAUACGUUUCGCCCCACGCACAUAAAGCAAGGUUUUUAAGAGGUCAAGGAAAGUGAAUCCCUGCAUGGCUGUCCAUCGCAUGAAUAUGAAAACCCGAUGGAGCUGGGAGGUUGAGUUAUAGAAAAAUGAAAUGAU